AUGGCGGCGACAGCGGCCAUUUUUGUAUGUCACGUGGGCGCAGGCGCGGAAGGGCGAGAGGCGAGGUACAAAUAAGACGUCUGCAAACUUGCAUACAUUCUUGGGAUUCGACAUCAUUUAGCGGUUUCAGGUUAGGCGAUUCGAACAAGAUAGUUGAUGGCAGGUUAUAGUCCACAAUAUUUAUGUCUUCCUUCAGUUAGGCUUCUGAACCCAGUCAGUUCCUGUUAUGUUUACAAGCGUACGCAGGAGGAGGGUAGCAGACGACAGAGAGCGUAUUCAGUUUAUACUGAAUUCACGGAAACAUAGUCAGUUUAUACUGAACUCAUGGAAACAUAUUCAGUUUAUACUGAACUCAUAGAAACAUGUUCAGUUUAUACUGAACUCACGGAUUUCAGAACAGUGACAUACCGAUCAUCUAAACAGGCAGGCCGCGAACAAACAAAACGCCGACAACAAAUUCGCUUGAAAAGCUAAAAUCCCCGAAGUGCGCGAGAUCACAGGAGUUUCAAAUCCUAAGUACUGAUCAUGUAGUUCCUGCGGUGGAGUAUUCAAGAUGUGGAGAAAUAAAUAGCAUAACACGUAUUACAUGUAUUACAUUGAAGAAAGUUUUAGCAGACGAAUUGUUUGUGGCCAGACGAACUUUUCCCCUUCUCUCCAGUUGUGACGAAACGAAAGAAAGCGUCGUUUCCGACUGCGCAUGCGCAGUUCAUUCGCCACCGACCAGUCGGGAAGCAGCAGCUUUGGCCAAAAGAAAAGUUUUGUUUCCCGAAGCAGACGCCAAACUUUGAGUGCGGCAAUCCGUACGGUGCUGAGUCUGGGAGCUAUCGAUUCACGUGUCCACAGUGCGCGUGCACCUGGACGUUUUUCGGCGGUCCUACGCCCGAAACCCUGGACCGUCUCGGGUACCCGUCGCCCAGCGUGUGACCCCGAUCCCCGUUCACCGAGAAAAUGGCGACGGCGGCGGCGCCGACGACGAUGGGAACGGCCGCCCCGCCGACGAACUCCCCUCGGCGCAGGUCCGUGGCGGUUAAGCGGUCCGUCGACGACUCCGACUCGGACAGCGGAGCCGCCACGCUCGCCAAGCGGACCAAGAACGGCGACGGAUCCUCCAUCGGCCCCAACGACGUGGCGUCCCUCAGCUGGAGCCUGGAGGAUCUUGGCCACCUGGUGGCCAACCUGGCCAGCUGCCUGCCACCCAACGACCUCAUCAAGUACAACACCAUGGUGGAGAAGCUGGACUGGGAGAAGGUGCGCUUCGGCUCGUACUCGGCCGCCGACUGCAAGGACAAGUGGACGCAGGUCAUGCAGAAGUUGCGCAGGUACCGCACGCUGACGGACCUCGUGAUAGACGCCCGUGACUGGCUGAAGCAGCCGUGGCCGGCCGGGAACAGCACGGCGGCCGGGUCGAGGCGGCCCAAGCACCCUGACCUGCCCAAGAAGCCCAUGACGCCCUACUUUCGCUUCUACCACGAGAAGCGGGAGAAGUACUCCCGGGAGAAUCCGGACCUGUCCAUGACGGAACUGGCCAAGCUCAUCUCCAAGAAGUUCCAGGAGCUGUCCGACAAGAAGAAGCAAAAAUACAAGGAAGGCUACGACAAGGACAACGAGAUCUACAAGGCAGAGAUGAGCAAGUUCAAGAAGGCCCACCCCGAGGUCUUUGCUGAUCCCCCGCACAAGCAUCCGCAGGCGGCCAACUCAAGCCCGUGCCCUCCCGACGCCGUGCCGGAGAAACCCCAGACUCCUGUUCAGUUGUUCACGCUCGACCGGCUAAAGAAGCCGGACUUCAGUAGGUUGGACAAGAAAGAGGCUCACGACGUGAUUCGUAAGCAGUGGGCAGCUCUCUCGGACGGAAAGAGACUCAAGUGGAUCCGGCGGUCGCUGCAGGAUCAGCAGAGAUACGAGAUGGAAGUGGCUGAGUAUAGCCAGGCUUACCCCGGGUUCAAGGCCGCCUCUGUCAAGCCCAUCCUGAGCAAGGCUGAACAGGAGUUCAAGGAUAAGUGCGAUGGCAAGCCAGAGAGGCCUCCCAAUUCGGGGUACAGUCUUUUCUCCCGGAUCAUGCUGCGUCAACUGAAGAAUGUGCCCGCCAAAGAAAAGAUGGCCGAGAUCUCGCGGCUCUGGAAGGCCCUGGGUCAGGGCGAGCGGGAUUCGUACAACAAGCAAGCCACCAGGGCCAACGCCAAGUACAAGGAGAAGUAUGCCGCGUACCUGAGCAACCUGCCCGAGGAGGAGCGCCACAAGCUGGAGGCGGACGGCACGAGCGCCAAGUCCGGCGGCGCGGCGGCGGCGGCCGUGGCGUCCAAGAAGGGGGCCGCGUCCGGCCGGGCUGCGGGGGACGAGAACCAGCCGCCGCCGGGGGGCCAGCAGACCCAGCAGGAGCGGCCCAAGCCCAAGAAGCCGCUGUCGGCCAUGUUCUUCUUCCAGCAGGAGAAGGUGUCCGGGAUGAAGGAGCGCUGCCCGCAGCUCUCGCAUCAGGAAGUCAUGAGGGCCCUCGCCAGGGAGUUCUCGGAGCUGUCGGACCGGAAGAAGGAGAAGUACCAAAAGAUGGCGACCGAAGCCAGGCAGAGGGCCAUCGAGGAAACCAACGGUCACAAAGUGAAAGAGGAAAGGACGUACCAGUCGGCUGCCCAGCCGACCUCGAACCGCAAGAACAGGCUCUUCAAAGGGGAACCCAAGAAGCCACCUCAGAGCGGGUACGGGGUGUUCUCGACGGAGAUGCUCAGCCAGCUGGUGGACGUGGACCCCAAGCACCGCAUGGCGGAGAUCGCCAAGCGCUGGAACGUCAUGUCGGACGCGGAGAAGGAGACCUAUAAGCGCAAGGUGCAGGACCAGCAGCGCAAGUACGCCAAGGAGCUGUCCAGGUUCCUCGAGAAUUUGACCCCCGAGGAGCGGCUGGAGUAUGAGGCCCGUCGCGCCAAGAUGAAGGACAAGCGUAAGGGCGGUGCAAUCAAGGCGGCCGCCACCCGCAAGGAGAAGAAGCGCAAUGCCGCCAACAACGCAAAGCCUAAGGAGCAGAGGGCGCCGUCGUCGGGCAGCAGCUCGGACGACUCUUCGGACGAGGAUGAGGACGACGAGGAAGAGGAGGAGGACGAGGAGGAGGAGGCAAAGAACAGCGACAAGUCCGAGGAGGCGUCGGACUCUAGCUCGGAAGCGGACUCCGACUCGGGCUCGUCAGACUCCUCCAGCAGCGAUGAGGAGGAGGAGGAGAACGCCGCCGUUCCCAAGAAGCCGCCGGUCGUGAGGAAAGAACCGCCCCUUCCCGUUCCGAAGGUGGAGGCCAACAACACAGGUCACCAGGAGGAAGAGGAAGAAGAGAGCAGCGACAGUGACAACGAGGAGAGCAGUUCGGACAGUAGCGACGACGACUCCAACGAGUCCGGUUCCGACAGCAAGGACUAGUCACGUCGGCGUGGCUCCGCCCCCGCCGGGCCUGUACAGUUUCGCACCCAUUUUCCCUUCCGUCGUCGACGUCUCCGAGGAGCUCCCGACUCCCUCCGUCAAGGGACUACUCAACUUCGACGUGCCCCGUGGUCAGAAUCCCCCCCACCCCAAUUCGGAAGCGGCGGCAUGCGAGAAAGAAGAUUUUGAGGUGCCGCACGCACUCUAGUUCCUUUUUUUUUUCUUAGCGAAAUUUAGUUUUGGAACGUCCCAGCCGCGCGAUCUGGAACGACUCCGGAAGGCGACCGGGCCAUCCCAGCUCGGCAUCCCGCCGCCCGUGUCGACGAAACUUUUUGCCGCUUCAGAGUCCCGGUGCCGAGAAGAACCGUGCCCGCGCUCACAACCUACCUAAAAGCCCGUGCUGCGCUUACAACUGAGCAGACUUGCUGUACCAGUACCCGUCUACAAAGUGCCUGUCGUGCGGAAUUUUAGGCUCCCAAUGCUCGCGUCGGCCACCUUGUUUUCUCAACGUCUCGCGGCAAAUGUUUUACAUGCCACGUAUGUGUCGAUUUCUUCUGCGAGCCGCGCGACGCCCGAAGUCAGAAUUUUUACGUUGCGCCCCAAGGCGUUUGUCGGAAACGCGCUGCGUUCCGACACAAUGUUUCUCGCCAAAAAAUAUGUUUUGCCAAGGCCAGCCCGGUCUAACUCGCUCAGACGGAGCUCCGCAGCGGUGAGACGUCGACCUAACGUAUGCGUCAUACUCCUCGUUUUUUUUUUGUUCCUUGCACACUCCUACUUAGCUGAAAGCUUUGUCAGCCCCGUGUUGUGACCAUUGGGGGCGAAGUGCCACCGAAAGGGGGGUAGGAUUGUGCCCCAUUUAUAUAAUGAAAAGAGACGAAAGCUCAGCGUACCUCCAGAGUCGUGCACAGGUUUUCAACGGGAUUCGCGUCUCGGUCUCCUCAAGUUUCUGCGCCGCCACUUAGAACAAGGGAAGAAAGAGAGAGCGGAAAAAUUUUAACGUGCCUUUCCCCUUGUUGAAAAAGAAAAGAAAAAAUAUGCGGUGCAGCGUGCCAUGUAGUUUUCGUGUUGUGCGUGUACGUCGUCCUUCAUAUAUUUUUUUUUUCUUCCCAUUAUUUUUCCGAGUUUGUACAAAAAAAAGGUUGCGCAUCAGUCUUUUCUUUUUUUUUUCUCUCUGUGCUACCACGUUCAUGACCAUUGUCACCAACUAGUCCAUUUGCCUUAACUGGGAUGCAAAAGGGAAUUUUUUUUAAAUAAAACCAUGUUGCAAAGUUUA
Molecule: messenger RNA, 4669 nt
Organism: Ixodes scapularis (black-legged tick)
Lineage: Eukaryota; Metazoa; Arthropoda; Arachnida; Ixodida; Ixodidae
Product: nucleolar transcription factor 1-A
Exons: 15
Coding region: 949-3396 (815 amino acids)
Source: RefSeq, a predicted model, not a curated record